AAUAUAUAAAGUAUUAGAAUUUAUAAUAUUCAUUUUUAAAUAAAUUUAAACAAUAUUAGAAUGUCUUUAGAAUCUUCGAAAAGGCAUCCGCCUUUAGAUGACGAAACACUAAAAUAUAGUUCAUUGUCAACCAAACGCCAAGCUGUAUUUGAUAAAACUGAAUCUACUGAUGAAACACAAGUUGUGACUUUAAGAGGAAUCAUUUCUGGGCGAGAUGCUAUGGCAAUUGUUGAAGAAAGUGGAGAAAAUAUAACUCUUUUGCAAGAAAAAACAGGAGCUCGGAUAUUCUUAACUGAGAAUGUUCUUGGAUCUGUUGAAAGAAUUUUAACAUGUAUUGGGGCUCCAAAAUCAGUUGCCAAAGCUUUUUCACUUGUUCUCCGACUUUUGCAUAGUGAAGAUUUAGAUUCUGUUUUAAUAUCUAAUGAUAAACCUCGAAGAGUUAGACUGGCUAUUCCUCAUAUCUUUAUAGAGCCUUUGAUUGGGAAGCAUGGUUCCCGUAUUAAUGAAAUUCAAAAAAUAUCUAGAGCACAUAUAACUGCUUCAGACAGUCUUCUUCCAUUAAGUACUGAAAGAACAUUAGUUAUAUAUGGUACUGAAGAUGCUAUAUAUACUGCUAUUUUUCAUGUUUCAAUAACUUUAAUUCAACAAGCUGAUCAUAUAACAAACUUGCAAACAUGCUUGUAUAAUCCACUAAGUAUGCAUGGAGGUUAUGGUCAUCCAGCAACUUUUCAGAAAGUUUCACUUAAUGACACCAUGAUAACACCAGCGAAUCCAUAUGGAAUUGCACCAAAUGCUAUUACACAACAAAACUAUCAAAUGUCUAGUUAUACACCUGCUGACCCUCAAGCUGUAGCAGCAUAUAAUAUCCAACAGCAAAAUCAAGCAAGCUCACAUACUACUAAACAAGGACAAUCACAGCAGCUACAACAACAAACACAGCAAACACAGCAAACACAACAAACACAACAGUCAUCACAAGCUGCUCCUGGACAACCAAUUACUCAGCAGAUAUUUAUUCCAAAUGAUAUGGUUGGGGCAAUAAUUGGCAAAGGAGGAACAAAAAUUAAUGAAAUUCGCCAGCUUUCUGGUUCCCAUAUAAAGAUCAAUGAGCCUGCAGAUAACUCAGCUGAAAGAUUAGUAACCAUAACAGGGACACCUGAAUGUAAUCAAAUGGCCUUGUAUAUGCUUUAUUCUCGCUUAGAAAAUGAAAAGGUAAGAAAUUAUUUACAAUACUAAUAAAUUCAUUUUAAUAUGUAAAUAUAGCAU
Molecule: messenger RNA, 1266 nt
Organism: Pneumocystis jirovecii RU7
Lineage: Eukaryota; Fungi; Ascomycota; Pneumocystomycetes; Pneumocystales; Pneumocystaceae
Exons: 2
Coding region: 61-1236 (391 amino acids)
Biological process (GO): regulation of gene expression; regulation of RNA metabolic process
Cellular component (GO): cytoplasm; nucleus
Molecular function (GO): mRNA binding
Source: RefSeq, a predicted model, not a curated record